AUGGUCCGUCCCCGCGUCUUCUUCGACUUCACCGCCGACGGGGAGCCCCUCGGACGUGUCAUCUUCGAGCUCUACAAUGACACCGCUCCCAAGACUUGCGAAAACUUCCGUGCGCUAUGCACCGGCGAAAAGGGCCUCUCCCACAUAACAGAGCGUCCGCUCUACUACAAGAACUCCAUCGUCCACCGUUCUAUCAGCCGCUUCAUGAUCCAGGGCGGAGAUUUCACCAAACGCAACGGCACCGGCGGCGAGUCCAUCUACGGCGGCCCCUUCGCCGACGAAGACCUCACCCGGAUGCUCGACUCUGAAGGCCUGCUCUGCAUGGCCAACAAAGGCCCGAACACGAACAACUCCCAGUUCUUCAUCACCCUCGCCCCGUGCCCCCAUCUGAACGGCAAGCACGUCGUCUUCGGCCGCGUCGUCCGUGGCUACGACGUCGUCGAGCGCAUCGCCGAGAUCCCGACGGACGCGAAGGACCGCCCGCAGGUGCCGGUGGUGAUCGCCAGCUCUGGCGAGCUCAUGCUCCGCGCGCCCCCGCCUGCGCAACCCGAGCCCGCACGCGCCGCCCAGGCGGCGAGCGAGUCCGACCCGGACGACGACGACGCGCGCAGGAAGCGGGACCGGUCGCGCUCCUCCUCCCCCGCCCGCUCCCGCUCCCGCUCGCCCUCCGCGGACGGCGACCGGGACCGCAAGCGGCACAAGAAGGACGAGAAGCGCAAGCACAAGUCCAAGUCCAAGCACAAGUCCGGAUCCAAGAAGGACAAGCCGGCCUCGCCCCCGCCCGACGGCGACGGCGGCGCCCCGAGCGAGACCGAGUCGCAGUACGACGCGCGGCUGGAGCGCGAGGAACUGGAGCGCGAGGCGGACGCGCGCCGCCGGGAGCUGGAGCGCCUCGCGCGGCGGGCGAAGGAGGACGAGGAGCGGCGGACGCGCGAGAACGGCGGCGUCCGCUUCAAGGGCCGCGGGCGAAUGAGGUUCGUGGAUCCGGAGCUGCGGCGGGGCUAG
This is a messenger RNA of Epithele typhae, 1005 nucleotides long. RefSeq names its product cyclophilin-like domain-containing protein. Bases 1 to 1005 code for a protein of 334 amino acids. Gene Ontology annotation, biological process: protein folding; protein peptidyl-prolyl isomerization. NCBI's taxonomy places the organism in Eukaryota, Fungi, Basidiomycota, Agaricomycetes, Polyporales, Epitheliaceae. The record is from RefSeq and is a predicted model, not a curated record. Gene Ontology annotation, molecular function: peptidyl-prolyl cis-trans isomerase activity. Gene Ontology annotation, cellular component: intracellular membrane-bounded organelle. The transcript is spliced from 7 exons.